Eremothecium gossypii ATCC 10895 is the source of this 1866-nucleotide messenger RNA. It is a transcript of the gene AMA1, whose product is annotated as Ama1p. Gene Ontology annotation, molecular function: protein binding; ubiquitin ligase activator activity; anaphase-promoting complex binding. Gene Ontology annotation, cellular component: anaphase-promoting complex. NCBI's taxonomy places the organism in Eukaryota, Fungi, Ascomycota, Saccharomycetes, Saccharomycetales, Saccharomycetaceae. The record is from RefSeq and is marked provisional. Gene Ontology annotation, biological process: positive regulation of ubiquitin protein ligase activity; anaphase-promoting complex-dependent catabolic process; positive regulation of anaphase-promoting complex-dependent catabolic process. The transcript has 2 exons. The coding region runs from base 1 to 1866 and encodes 621 amino acids.
AUGGACAGACAGGCAGGGCCGAUGGCACGGUCAUACAAAAGGACGCUGAGCUCGGGGUCGGGGCGGGCAGUGACGGUGAAGCGGACGAAGCUACAGGGCGACGGCGGGGCGGGGCGCGGGGUCGGCGGCUGCGGGCCGCGGACCAUGCCGGACCGCUUCAUUCCCAACGAGACAUCGAUCAAGGCGUACCGGGCGUCGCCAAACCUCCGGCACUUCGACCUCACGAUCAACGAGUUGGUGGACCCGGAGUCGCAGCGGCGGUUGCCUUCGCCGGAGUUCUUCACGUCGCAGGACUUGCAGUUGGCACAGCUUAUUCUCACGCCGGACGCGUCGCCGCUGGCGGCCAAGGAGGUGAAAACGCGGCUCAACGAGGAGUUCAAGCGGCACCGGGAGUACAUUGCGGACGCGCUCGGGUUCCAGUCGCCGAAGCGGGUGUACCGCUUCGACCGGCUCCCGAAGACGCUUGAGGUGUCUCCGAACCACUCGGUGGUGGACCCGCUCCUCUCGACGUUGCCGCCCCGGGACGCGGCGCAGUACAUCCACAAGCAGGAGUUUCCGAACUUCGAGCAGUCGAAGCGGUUUGUGCCGUGCGAUCUGCGGCCGACGCGGCGCACGCGCUCGCACAUCCCCUACCGCGUGCUCGACGCGCCGGCGCUCCGCAACGACUUCUAUUCGAACCUCGUGGACUGGUCGCCGGCGACCAACAACGUGGUGGUGGGCUUGAACUGCUCGGUGUACCUCUGGUCCGACACGUUGGGGCCGAUCAACGUGCUACACCACGGCUACCUCCAGAAGAAGGGCGACAUCGUGACGUGCGUGUCGUUUGCGCCCAAGGACGACUACUUGGUGGUAGCGACGAAGCUGGGCCGCUUGCUCGUGUUCGACCAGUCCUACAAGCCCAAGGUGAUGGUGGACGGCUCGCGCCAGCCCCUCGUCGAAACGCGCAUCAACAACAACAGGGGCAUCUGCUGCGUGAAGUGGUUCGAGAACGCCAAGAACGAGUUCCUAUUGGGCAACGAUAUAGGCGAGGUCCAUAGAUUUAGACUAGAGCACAAGAAGUUCGAGCACUUUGAGAUCAUCACCAUGGGCGAGGCAGAGCGCCGGUUGCGCGUGGGCAAGGACCUCAAUGGCCACGUUUCCGGCGUGGAGCGCGUGAAGCAGAAGUCGUACAACAUCAAGGAGACGCUUGUCAAAUAUGUGUACGAGACGUUGGAGCUCUGUCUCGAGAACGUCUACACCUUUCAGUCGCAGACACAGCAGGUGUGCGGCUUGGACAUAUGCGAGGACACCGGCUUCGUCGCCGUCGGCGGCAACGACAACUCCUGCAGCCUCUGGGACAUCUCACAGGCCAGCGGCCCGCCGAAGCUAUUGUUCCAGCUCCCGCACUUUGCCGCCGUCAAGGCCGUCUCUUUCUGUCCGUGGUCCCGCUCCCUCCUCGCCACCGGCGGCGGCAGCAAAGACCGUACCAUUCGCUUCUGGCACGCGCCCUCCGGCACCUUGUUGAAGGAAAUCAAGACUCCUGGCCAGAUCACCUCCCUCAUCUGGUCCACCCGCCGGAAGCAGAUCGUCGCCACCUUCGGCUUCAGCGACCUCGAGAGCCCCACGCUCUUCAUCAGCUACUCUUACCCCAGCAUGGAGCCCAUAAUGAAAAUCACCACUCCGAGUGCCUUGCGUGUCCUCAGCGCCGUUUCCUCCCCGGACUUCUCCAGCAUCUGUAUUGCUACUAACGAUGAGACCGUGCGCUUCUACGAGAUGUGGGACUCCAACGAGUCCACCAUCAUCGAGGCCCAGGCCACAGGUUUGUACGGAAGCAAGAUUAUCGAACACGAAGAGGGCAUUGAGCCUGACACUGAUCCCAUCAGGUAG